Heterostelium album PN500 is the source of this 5988-nucleotide messenger RNA. Its product is annotated as non-SMC condensin II complex. Gene Ontology annotation, molecular function: histone binding. Gene Ontology annotation, biological process: meiotic chromosome condensation; mitotic chromosome condensation. The transcript has 6 exons. The coding region runs from base 1 to 5988 and encodes 1995 amino acids. Lineage: Eukaryota; Evosea; Eumycetozoa; Acytosteliales; Acytosteliaceae. Gene Ontology annotation, cellular component: condensed chromosome, centromeric region. The record is from RefSeq and is a predicted model, not a curated record.
AUGAAGUGGUAUGCAAAGGAUUCAUCAAAUUACAAACAUAUGGUUUGGAAGAGUGGUAAAGGUAAAUCAGUGCAAAUUCACAUCGAACCAGAGUCAAUGACAAUACAGGAUCCUUUCGCCUGGAGAAUAUCUUCCGGUAACUACUGUCAGUACGGUUGGACCGUUCUCUACAUUCGAUGGCUAUACAAGAUCACUGGUGCUAAUGAAAGGAAACCAACUGCAGUUGUUCCACAGACAGAAACCGUUGCAACCGGUGCAGUUGGAACACUUCAAACCCUAUACUUUCAGUGGUGGCUGGGAGACCGACUCUAUCUUUAUUCCGUCGGAAACCGACUGUCUGAGACGCAGUGGCAAUGCUAUUUCGUCGAGAAUGAUGCAGCUAUCGGUGGAGUCGACUGGCAGCAACGCGGUUGCCACGCACCUCGUCCGAGUGCACCACUUCCAGAGCUGUGGCGAGACGUUCACGCUCGGCUUGGACUCGUCGAGCGUUGCACUGACACCGGACGAGGCGAUCUACCAGCAGCAACACCAGCAGCAACACCUCAACCAGCCACACCAGAUAACCAACAGAAACAUAGCGGUCUACUCAUACAACACCGACCUCAUUAUAAGACAAGAGAAAGAAGACAACGCCUAUCAAGAGUAAGAUAUUUAAUUAAGUUAAAAAUGUCUACUAAUAAUAGUAAAAAGAAAACGAAUAGUAGUAGUGGCAGUAAUAGUAAAGUUUUAAAUGAAAAGAAGAUAUUUGAGAUAUUUCUAUCAGUUGGUUUAGAUCAAAUUACAGAUAAAUUAUGUAAUACUAUAUGGAGAGGACAAGAGUUGACAGAGUUUGAUCAAGAGAUUUUGGAUUCUGUCGCAAACGUUAUCUCUGCAGAUCAACUAGAGUCGUUAUUGUCGCGCCUAAAAGAUAUCUCUUCAAAUGUUGGACUGGCACAAAUCAUCACUGUAGACACCUCAGUCAAUAAGCAACUGCCAGUCAACAAGAAACAAUCAGCAAAAAACAACUCUGCAAAAUCGAAAAAGAAAUCAGAAACAAAGAAAAAGACAAAGAAUAAGAAGAAACUUACCAAUCAAAAGAGAGGAAGAAAUACAGAUGAUAUGGAUUUAGAUAGUGACAGUGAAGAGGAGGAGGAUGAAGAUGAAGAAGAUGAAGAAGAGGAGAAGGAAGAUGAAGAAAAAGAAGGAGAAGAAGAAGAAGAUAAAGAAAAAGAAGAAGAUGUAGAUAUUGAAUUUAAUAAGAAAUGUAAUGUAGAGGAAGAGGAGAUGGAACAACAAUCGAAUGAGUUCUCAGACUUUAUUCAACAAUCGAUGAUCUCCGUAAAGUCAUUGUGUAUAUUAAUGUAUUGGAUGAUAGAGAGAGAGUCACGUGGAAAGGAAAUACAAUUCUUGGCAUCCUCUGUCUAUUUGUAUAUGGUGGUUCUCUCACGACGUAUGUUCCAUCCAAGUGCAUACCGCUCUGUGCUCAAGUUACUCCGUGCAAAGCCAGCAGUCAACAAGAAGUCCGACAUCUUCUCACAGUCAUCGCAACAGUCACAGGCUGACGACGACAACAACACCGAUAUGGCGAUGGACAGCAACGAUGAAAAUGAAAAUCCAAAUCAACUAUCAUCACAGAGAACAACUGGAAAAUCUUUGAAAAAGGGUGGAAAACAACAGCAGCAACAACAACAAGAUGCAGCCAACGAAGAGAUAUCAAAGCAUCUUCCAAGUGUAAUUGAACUACUUGAUGAUCUUCAGUGGAUUCUUGAGAGAUUCUCAUUGGAUAGCUUUGUUGAGACCUAUGAAUAUACAGUUGAGGUUGUGGCGUCGCUCUCUCGAUCCAUCAACUUCCGUCGACCGAAAACCAAGUCGAAAACCGGUCAGAAAAAAGGCAGUCAGAACAGUGUUACCGGCGACGAGAGUAAACUGGUGAAGUCAGCUUUCCAGGUAUUGAACACCCUCAUCUCUGGACGACAUGGAGUUGUCAGUCGUGUGUUACCACCCGUCCUAAAGGAGCUGGUGUCAAUGCUGACACUCACCACCAUUCAAGGUUCGCUUCCAGUAACAGUACCCAAGCAACUCUAUGUAGAUCGCGACAACUCGAUUGCAUUCAUCAAUCAGUUACUCGAGAGUAAUCCCAGCACUCAAGAGUCAAUACUCGUCCUCCUACAACAUAUAUGUGUUCGUGUACCUGAGAAAGCAGACUAUCGUAGUGGCACUGUGGAGUCCAUCACCCAAAUCAUCUCCUCACUUCCAGACACCCAAAGAUUCAUUCAAUUCCUAAUAACAUUCUCAAAGAAUACAAAGAGUAACUUUAGAUUGUUCUCAGUUGAAGUUGCACUUUGUUUAUUACAAAAACCAGAGUUGAUGUUGGAGAAUAUAGACAAUGGUGUGUUCAUUCCAAAGUUGUUGAGUAUAUUGGUACAGAGAUCGUCGGAUAAAGUAUCGACAGUUCGUUCAAAGGCACUGUCUUGUUUGGCAUUGUUGUUGCAGGAUGACAAGACUAUCGAUACACUCAAACCAUACUUGAAAGCUGCCUUUGGUAUGGAUGCAGAGGCAUCGGAAGGCGACCAAUCUUCACUGAUGAAAUUCUUGGCGAAACGUGCAGACGACGAGAAAUCCGGUGUAAGAAAGUCGGCCAUUCAAGUGCUAGAGGUGCUCUGUAUGCAACAAGAGGAUACCAGUCAGUGCAAUCGAAUGAUCAUUGGUGUACUGUCAAAGAGAAUUCACGAUACUUCACCAUUGAUAAGAAAACAGGUAAUCCAAUCGAUGACCAGAUUAUUCAUACACUUCCGUACCGAUCUCGAACUGGCUGACUCUUGGAUAACCAGUGUACUUCCACUGGUUGCUGACCGUGAAUCAACCGUUGCCGACAAAUCACUAGAGUCAAUGAUAACAAUGAUAUUCGAUUCAAUUACCGCUGGUAGUGGUAAAGAAAAAGAUGAUAGCAAAGCAUCGUCAUCUAGUUUAACAGCACAAAUACUCGAUCGUAUUGUUAAGCUUGAAAUGACUGCCUAUCUUCACAAGUGUUGUAUAUUGAUGUCUCAAAAGAAGCUGAUCACUCCUCAGCUUAUCAAAGCGUUACAGUCAUUGAUCAAAUCGAGUGCACUCGAGAUGAAAACUGGAUUGAUUGGAAGUUGGACUUUACUUUCAAAGAUUGGAUAUUGCUGUCCCGAUAAGUUGGAUCAACAACUGAUCCUUUCCACCUGGGAGAAAUACUGUGAUGAAAUCAACAACGAUUCUGCACCCGACCAAAUCAUCCAACUUGUAUCGAACAUUCUCAUCUUGAUCGAACAGAUCUCACCGCAUCUCAGUGAGAAGCAAGCCAAUGAAAUCUACACUGACAUCAUGUAUCGUGUUAAACAAUUCACUUAUCAUCCACAGCAUGUUAAUCUUUUCAUUGCCAUUCUUUUACAAACUACUGUUAGAAUUAAUAGAGAUCAAUCAAAACAACAAAUCGAAAAAGCAAUCGAUUUGUGGACAAGAGAUAUUUUGAAUACAUGUGAUGAAGGAAUGAGUGGUUAUGUGUUUGGAAAUGGUAAUAGCAAAUCAUCCUCGUCUAGUGUCGAUGAGAAUGAAUCAAAUAAUACAACGGCUACUGCUUCUGGAAAUAAUAAGAUAAUUAGCAAGGAGGAAGAGUUGAUUGGACAAUAUCUGUUUGUAAUUGGUGAGAUUAUCCAGAUUCCUCAGGUGACUGUUCCAAGUAGAAUAAAGACAAUGGUGCAGGCACUGAUUGCUCCGACCAAAGCGAAUAUCAAUAAUAUGAGUUUGACUACAGACGGUGGACAAUCUGCUAUCUCUUCACAGGAUCAGGCUAUUCCCCAGUCGGUACGUGCUCAUGCCUUUAUUACACUCGGUAAGCUCUGUCUUGGUGACGACCGUCUUGCCAAGAAGUGUAUUGCCACAUUUGCAAAGGAGCUUGAAAUAUCGGACUCGCCUGUUAUUCGUAACAAUGUAAUGAUUGUCAUGUGUGAUCUGUGCAUUCGUUACACUCAGCUGGUUGAUAACUACAUUCCAAACAUUGCUCGUUGUUUGCGUGACAAGUCAGAGUUGGUACGUCGACAAACUUUGAUUCUCCUCACAAGAUUACUCCAAGAGGACUAUGUGAAAUGGAAGGGAUCGUUAUUCUAUAGAUUCGUAGAGUCACUGGUCGAUCCUUCACCAACUGUUUCACAAUUCGCACACUUUUGUUUGAUGAAUGUACUCCAAGUGAAAUAUGGAACCGCACAGCAAUCGAAAGCAACAGCCAAGGAUCAAGCUUCACAACAAGAGGUGUCAUCCUCAAAGAAUAUAUUCUACUCUCACUUUUUGGACACUAUUUUUGUGUUGAAUGAAUGCACUGCUCAUCCAAACUACAACAAAGAAGCAAACAAUCAUUUGGUAUUCUCUAUUGGCAAUGGAACUGGCGGCAACACAUCCAAUUCAAAGGAUGAAUUCACUCUGAAGGGAGAUGAAGGUAGAAAGAAGAGAAUGGCAAUCUACACAAUAUUCUUACAGAACAUCGGUGAUGAACAUCGAUUCCAGCUGGUAAGCAAACUCGCCCACGAAGUACUGGCAGAGGUGGCCGACGAGAAGAUACCACUCUCUGCCUGUGCCAAUGUGGUGUACGAUGUCCUGUCGAUUCUGGCAUGCAAGGAAAUCAAGCUGCAGACACUGUCGCGUGGUGGAGCUGGCGCUGCCGACGUCGAUGAGGAUGUCAGUGCUGCCGAAGCAGCAGUCAGUGCUGCACAAACCAAACUCCUGACCAACAUCGUCAAGAAGAAUGUCAUUGAAUUCAUUGUUCCAGUGGUGAUACAGCUGAAACACCUGUUUGAGAAGAAGCGAUCGUCGCUGAUUCGUGAGCUUAUGGUCUACCUGAAGGAGUUGUACAAAGACUACAAGACAGAGAUGAACGAUAUAAUGUCUGCGGAUCGCCAACUAGCUAAAGAGAUUGAGUACGACCUGAAGACAUUCAACAAGAAGUCGGUGCAGUCACCGAGCCGAUUGUCGAUCGGUGGAGUCAUGACCCCGAGCAAACUAUCACUGACUCCAGGCAAGAGCAUAUCGAUGACUCCCGGAAAGAACAUGUCUACUCCGGGUAAGGCGGAUCUCACCAACUUUGUCGUUCCCCAACUCAAGACACCCAAGUCGCGUCAGUCGAUUGGCGGUGGCGUCGCGCCAACCACAGGUUCCACACCAAGUGGCGCCGCCAACACCUCCCAUACACCAAAGAGACACAGUCUUGGUGGACAAACACCAAACAAACCAUUUGCAACACCAAUCGGUAAGCUUUCAUUGUCCUCUGCACUGACGCCACUGAAGAUGACAACUUCAGCUCCACAGAAUCCGAUACCAAUGAUGAACUUGUCGUCAGCACUCUCUUCGCCAUCAUCCCAUAGCGACACAACUACAGCUACAUCUAACAAUGUAACUAAUACUGGUGUCAAAUCAGCACUCAGAUUGUCGGUAUCCAGUAAAUCAAGUAACAGUUCGACACCCUAUAAGAAUCUUAGAUUUAGUUUACCUGGUAGAUUGAACAAUAACAAUGGUGAUGACGAUCAUGAUGAUGAUGAUAAUAGUGAUGAUGAAUCAAAUGUUAUCAAAUUGAAUCUCUCAUUGGAUCCACAGGAAUCAAAGAAACAACAACAAAAACAAUGGAAUGUUAAUAUUGAAUCAACCGAAAACAACGAUGAUGCCGACGAAGACUAUUUAGACGAUAGUGAUGAUCAAGAGGAGGAGGAAGACGACGACACCAAAGAUGGUCUAUCACCACCAAAGAAAGUAACGAAAACAACUAAAUCUUCAAACAUCAAAUCAACUGUAAAUAAGAAACAUAAAACAACACACAAAGCAGAAGCAGAAGAAGAAGAAGAGGCAGAGACAGAAGCAGUAGUAGAACAACCAAUCAAUAAUAAAAAGAAAUCAAAUAACAGCAGUAAAGAGAAGCAGGAACCAGUUGUUGAUACUACAGAUAAAGCUGAUAGCCCCAUUAAAAAGAAAGGUCGACCUGCUAAAAAACAUAAACAAUAA